Diuraphis noxia (Russian wheat aphid) is the source of this 792-nucleotide messenger RNA. RefSeq lists its product as uncharacterized. NCBI's taxonomy places the organism in Eukaryota, Metazoa, Arthropoda, Insecta, Hemiptera, Aphididae. The record is from RefSeq and is a predicted model, not a curated record.
AUGGCAAAGAAGCUGAAGGAAUCCAUCAACGUUGACACGAUAAAUGUCAGCGUAAGAGGCAUGAAAAGAUCCAGGAAGGGGGAGCUCAUCCUCCAGUUGGACAAAAGCCCCAUGCAGGAAGAAGCAGCGGGCAGAUUAAAAGAUGCAGUCGCCAAGGCACUGGGAUCCGAAGCGGUGGUGGAACACCCUCUCAACACCACUUUAGUAGAGAUUAGAGACUUGGACUCAAUAACAACAGAGGAGGAAGUACUACGGGCAGUGGCCAACAUUACGAGCACUGCUAUGUACACGCCAAGAGUACUCAGAUUGGUUCCCACAUAUGGAGGUAAUAUGAUGGCGACAGUAAAGAUGAUAUCCAGGGACGCCGCAACACUCCUGUCCGUAGGCCGCCUGGUGGUAGGCCUAGUGAGAUGUAGAGUGCGGCUUAAAGCGCAGAAAACAAGGUGCUAUAGAUGCCACGGAUUCGGCCACGUAAGGAAUGACUGCAAAGGAAAGGACCGCACAGCUCAGUGCAUGACCUGCGGCCAGCUGGAGCACAAAGCGAAGGACUGCAAGUCAAACCCCAGAUGCAUCCUAUGCAAAGACAGGGGACACGACCACGGCCACUACCCGGGCAGUUCAACAUGCUACGAAGCAAAGCUCAGCAAUAACAAAAGAGACAAGCAAUUGCCGCAGCUGCACAGUAGAGACGGCACCAGGGACCUGAAGGGAAAAGGCAAAACAGAACGAGAAGUCGAGAGCGGCGGACGAUUGUCGGCUCGAGAACCCAGAAGAAKACACCAGAAAACAUAA